AUGGGCGUCACCGGCUCCGGCAAAAGCUCAUUCAUCUCGCUCUGCUCGGGGAAGGUCGUUAAAAUCGGACAUCACCUUGGCGCAUGUACAUCAACUGUCGACGUCUACGCAUAUGAAAUCUCCCCUAGGCAGACCGUCUACCUCAUCGACACCCCCGGGUUUGACGACACCAACCGCAGCGACACGGCCAUCCUCCGCGAAAUCGCGAGCUGGCUAGGUGAUUCAUACAGGAAUAACAUUUUGCUGAACGGAAUAAUAUAUCUUCACCGAAUCACUGACAUCCGCAUGCAGGGGUCCGCGAAGAAGAACUUGAUCAUGUUCAAGCAGCUCUGCGGACAAGAUGCACUGAAGAAGGUCAUCCUCGUCACGACUAUGUGGGAUAAAGUCCCCACCAACGAGGCGGAAGCUCGUGAAAAGGAACUGAUCGAUACACCCGAGUUCUGGGGGUGGAUGGUGAGCAAGGGCAGUUCGUGCCAUCGGCAUCACAACACGGAAUCGUCAGCCAGAAAUAUCGUUAGUAAAUUAGCAGCCCACAAGACACCCAUUGCGACAGACCUACAGAGACAAUUAGUCGACGAGCACAAGUCUCUCGACCAGACCUCUGCAGGUCGGGAACUGCAAAGCGAAAUGCUCAAGGAGAAAGAAAAGUGGGCCCGAGAACGGAAGGAGAUUGAAGAGCAGAUGAAGGCUGCUAUAAAACAGCGAGAUCGGGAAGCUGAAGAAAUGAUGCGUGAGGAGCGAGAUCGGUAUACAAAGAUGAUCAAGAAGGUGGAGAGUGAUACGGGGGCUCUGAGGUCUACUAUGAAUAACCUGUUAGCGGAGCGAGAUAAGCGUGUUGAGAGGAUGGAACAGCAGAUGAGGGAGCAGCAAGCCGCCCAUGAAGCAGAGCUCAAAAAGAUAUCCGAGCGACAGAAGAGGGUCGAGAAGGAGAAAGCUGAGCUGGAAAAGCAGCAAAGACGAAGAGAAAAGGAAGAGGAGAAACGGAGACAGCGGGAACGGGAGAAGCUCGAUGAGCAGAGACGACGACGUGAAGACCAGGAAGAGAAGGAAGAGCAGCAAAGACGGAGCCAGGCUCUGACUCAAGCUCCAAAGACAUCCACCUACUCAGGCUCGACCAAGUUUGCGCCUUACUCGGUCACAAUCACCAGCGGAAAGUACUUCUGUGUCAGCCAGAAGCAUUUCUGCAGUAAUGACGACAAUCCUGCGCAAAAGGAAGGAUCCUCAUGGAUCAGAGCUGUCAGUCUGGGCGAUCAUUGUCGCACUGGUGGUAGGCACUGGAUUGCAGGUUAUUCGGAUGGGAGGUGGUGUAUGGACCCUUGA
Penicillium argentinense is the source of this 1320-nucleotide messenger RNA. RefSeq names its product P-loop containing nucleoside triphosphate hydrolase protein. The transcript has 2 exons. Gene Ontology annotation, molecular function: GTP binding. Bases 1 to 1320 code for a protein of 439 amino acids. Lineage: Eukaryota; Fungi; Ascomycota; Eurotiomycetes; Eurotiales; Aspergillaceae. The record is from RefSeq and is a predicted model, not a curated record.